AUGUCCUUAUCCGCCUCGACUUUACCUUCAAUCAUCGCUUCCAAAAAAUGGUUCGGCUUCGACCUCGAUGACACCCUCCAUGAAUUUCGAAAAGCCUCCGCACAGGCUUCGCAAAGUGUAUUCGAAUCAAUACAUGCACAGUACGGAAUUGGCAUCGAUUCCUUGAAAUCAAGCUAUAGCCAAGUACUGCAAACAACAACCGCAGGUGCCUUUACAGAUGGACGUACGUCGACAGACUAUCGACGCGAAAGAUUUACGCGUCUUCUCCAAACUCAUGGAAUCAAUGACGCGAACCAAGACACUGAUGUCGAAUCCCUCUUGACUAUUUACAAGUCGUCCUUGAAAUCUAGCCUGGCCCUCAAAGCGGGUGCCCUUUCUUUUCUUCGAGCUAUACAAGACCGUGGCAAGAAGAUUAUCGUUGUAACCGAGGGCCCUGCUGAUGCGCAAGAGUGGACUAUUCGAGAACUGGGCUUAGAGCCUCUUGUGGAUGUGGCUGUUACCACCAACGAGAUUGGCAAGUCGAAAGUCGAAGGUCUUUUUAGUAUUGUGCUUUACAAGUAUGAUAUUAACCGCGAAGAGAUUAUUUACUUCGGUGAUAAUGCGAUUCGUGAUAUAAAGGCAUCUCAAGAAGAGGGUAUUGUCGCUGUGCUCUAUGAUGAGAAGCAGAAUAAUCAGCUUUCUGACAAGUUUUCAUUACGAAUCAAUUCAUGGAAGGCCAUGCAGGACAUACUCGAGCUAGAAAGUUAG
Messenger RNA from Penicillium argentinense, 747 nucleotides. Its product is annotated as HAD family hydrolase. NCBI's taxonomy places the organism in Eukaryota, Fungi, Ascomycota, Eurotiomycetes, Eurotiales, Aspergillaceae. The transcript has a single exon. Bases 1 to 747 code for a protein of 248 amino acids. The record is from RefSeq and is a predicted model, not a curated record.